Messenger RNA from Auanema sp. JU1783, 237 nucleotides. The record is from the annotation of a GenBank genome assembly. NCBI's taxonomy places the organism in Eukaryota, Metazoa, Nematoda, Chromadorea, Rhabditida, Rhabditidae.
AUGAAUUCUUCCCAUCUCUGCCUCUAUUUGGUUCUGGCCAUUUGUAUCUGUCCGUCAUACACGGAUAACUUAUAUCUCAUCCCAACAAGCUUUCAAGGUGGACCUUUGAUGUUGCCGACGCAACACAAGCUUCAAUCCCUUGUCUCACAGCUGAACAAUAUUGGUCGUGUUCCACAUAACGAGCAGGCGACACAAGUACGAAAACAGUUAUUCAGUCGGAAGUUCUGGAGAAGAUAG